GCGAUGGCGUUGGGUGCUUGCCAAUAUUUAAUUAUUAAAUUAUGGAAAUGCUGAAUUACACUCCUUGUACUCGCCUUGCUGCACACUACGGGUGAGGAACAGAGUGGACUGCCCUGAGCCUCGGGCCUUUUGGCUGUGUCUGGCUUGAGUAGGUGUGGACAAGAUGCUGGACUUGUUCCUGUCAGCUUUGGGAUCUCCUGGGGCUCUAAGCAAAAUUGGAAAAAUGAAAUGAGUUACCUAUACAGCACUUAAUUUACUUGCUGGUUUAGUCUGUUCUUAAAUAGUAAUCUUGACAAGUUUAUUUUAAUGACCACUGGGCAAGUGAAUGUGACUGAGGAAACUAGACAGCAAUUCAGAUUGACUUUAUUUUAUAUAGAUACUUUAGCUAUGCUUUUGGUCUGUAUACCUGUAAUUAAGUAACGUUUUACUGCAGGAAUUUUGGUAAGUGUAGGUGUAUGAUUGGACAAAUGUUUUGGGAAAUUCCUGACAGAAUUUUUCAUCCUGUGAAAUAGACACCAUGAAAUGGGAGCAUGCCUAGUGUGAAUGUUUUUGUUAUUGUGAAGUGUAAUAGACCUAGACACAGUGUAUUGUCAGACCUUUGUAGAUGGUGAGGAAAGCCUUGACUAUGUCCGCUUAUGAUGGAGCAGAUAGACCAUGUGUAGUGCAGAGUGCUAGUCAGCAUGUUUGUGAAAUGAAAAAUGUUCACCUGCAGGGCUGAGUUGAACAUCUUAGGUUUUAGCAGGAAUUUAUUAGUUCCUUACUUUCAUUAUUCCAACUUUUGUAGAAGCCUCAUUUAAUAUGGUGUGGAGGGGCUAAGAGGGUGGUAGUGGGCGGCAGGGGUUUAAGUGGUAGCCCCACAAUGACACACUGAUAUUCACUGUUGCCCCUGCAGUGGAACAAAUGACAGAAGCUGUUCUUUAGAAUUUGCAGGCAACCUGUUGCGUGUGGUGGGAUAGGCAUGGAUCCAGGUGGAACACAGCGCAGAGCCUGAGAGUUGUUGGACUGGAUUCAUUACUGGGACGAUUCAUUAAUUCCCAUUUGAGCUUUCUGUGGGACGUUGUUUUACAAGACAAUAUAGAAAUGUCCUUGGAGGACAUGAUUUGGACAACAGCACGUAAAUAAAAAGAUGCCACAGACUCUGGAAACUACCUGAAUGAACUGGAAGAGAACGGACACCUUAUGUGCACAUGUUUCUUGUUCAAAUUCAGAUGCAAAUCAGUUUUGUGAACUUGUAUCUUUCUCUCUGGAGUGUCAAGUGUCCUAAGCUUAUGUCUGUUUUAUUUAUUUAUUUUAAAAUCAAGACUGAAAAUGAAUAAAGUUGUGCCCAAUUCAUAAAAAAUCUGCCAGAAUUCCAUCACUGAACUGCGCUUGCGUCUGUAUGUGUGCGCCUGCGCCCAGUGGCUACGUUGCAGGCUCUUGAUAUGACGUUCCUCUUGCUGUGUAUAACUCAAUUACUGAUGUUUAUUUUCAGGUGUAAGUCCACUGUUGUUUCUUCGCUACCAGUCUGACUGUAGGUACAAUGUCUUCCUAUUGACAAAAUGCGAGCUAAACCUAUAGGGAAGAUGGCAGGAACUAAUCUGGCAGACCUUUAGUUUAGUUUUAAAUACAUAUACUGGAUAUAUUAAGUUGGUUUGAGGAUGGGUGGGAAGGUGCAGGUAGAAGAAUGGGGUAGGUUAUUUUGCCUGCGUGAGUUUGUGUGCAUGUGUGUGCGUGCACUUGCGUGUGAAUGUGGUGAGCGUGGAUGACAAGAAGCCACAGGACUCUUCUUAGUCACGCCUGCUACUUUGUGUCCCCCCCACUUCCCAUAGGCCUUCGUGGUGAAGAGGUUGCUUGAGUACUUACAGCAGAGCCAGUCCAACCUCCCCUAUGGCUUGGUGCUGGUUCUGGGACUUUUCAUGACUGAGGUGAUCCGCUCCUGGUCUCUGGCACUCACCUGGGCUCUUAACUACCGUACUGGAACACGGCUGCGUGGAGCUGUACUGACAAUGGCCUUUCAGAAGAUUCUUAAAUUGAAGAACAUCAAGGAUAAGUCAGUUGGAGAGCUUAUCAAUAUGUGCUCCAAUGAUGGUCUUCGUAUGUUUGAGGCUGCAGCAGUAGGCAGUUUACUUGCUGGUGGACCUCUCAUUGCUGUUUUAGGCAUGAUUUUUAACAUCAUUAUCCUGGGACCAACAUCUUUGCUGGGCUCAGCAGUCUUUAUUCUGUUUUAUCCAUCUAUGAUGUUUGUCUCCAGAUUGACUGCUUACUUCAGAGGAAAAUGUGUGGCUGUAACUGAUAAUAGAGUGCAAAAAAUGAAUGAAAUCCUAAGCUAUAUAAAAUUCAUAAAAAUGUAUGCAUGGGUAAAAGCCUUCUCCCAAGCUGUGCAGAAGAUUCGUGAAGAGGAGCGACUAAUACUUGAGCGUGCUGGUUAUUUUCAGAGUAUUACUGUAGGUGUGGCUCCCAUUGUGGUGGUAAUCGCCAGCGUGGCCACAUUUUCAGCCCACAUGCUACUGGGCUAUGACCUUACUGCCUCCCAGGCUUUCACAGUUGUGACAGUCUUCAAUGCUAUGACCUUUGCCUUGAAAGUGACCCCAUUCUCUGUGAAGUCCCUUUCAGAAGCCUCGGUGUCAGUUGAUAGAUUUAAGAGUUUAUUUCUAAUGGAGGAGGUUCAAAUCAUAAGAGCAAAGCCAUCAAAUCCCAACAAUGCCAUAGAGCUGACGGGCGCCAGCCUGGCAUGGGACUCGUUGAGUUCCAGCGCCCACCCUUCACCAAAGGGCACUCCAAAACUCAGGAAAGACAAGAAUGAAGGCCAGGGAAAGAAAAAAGACCGGAAAAAGGAGUUGAUAGAAGCAGAAGGCAAUUCUGGAAGCUCAUUGGCGGAGCAGAAAGGACAACUGUUGCUUGACAGUGAUGAAGCUACCAGUCCAGAAGAUGAAGGGAAAACCAUCCAAAGUGUGAGCCUGCGUCUUCAGCGGGCUUUACACAACAUUGACCUGGCAAUUGAAGAGGGAAAACUUAUUGGUAUCUGUGGCACAGUUGGAAGUGGGAAAACCUCAUUGAUUUCGGCAGUCCUUGGCCAGAUGACUCUACUAGAUGGCAGCAUUGCUGUGAGGGGUGACUUUGCUUAUGUUGCCCAGCAAGCCUGGAUCCUUAAUACUACUUUGAGAGACAACAUCCUAUUUGGAAAAGAGUAUGAGGAGGAGAGGUACAAUGCGGUGCUGAGUGCCUGCUGCCUUCGGCCUGAUCUGGCAAUUCUACCCAAUGGGGACCUGACAGAGAUUGGAGAGAGAGGUGCCAACCUGAGUGGUGGUCAAAGACAGAGAAUCAGCUUGGCCAGAGCUCUAUACAGUAACAGAUCCAUUUACAUAUUGGAUGACCCCCUGAGUGCGCUGGAUGCCCAUGUAGGAAACCACAUUUUCAAUAAUGCCAUCAAGAAGCAACUGAAGCACAAAACCAUCCUUUUUGUUACCCAUCAGCUCCAGUACUUGGUGGACUGUGAUGAAGUGAUCUUCAUGAAAGAAGGUAGUAUAACUGAGAAGGGAAGCCAUGAGGACCUGAUGAAGCUUAAUGGCGAUUAUGCAGCAAUGUUCAACAGUCUGCAGUUGGGAGAGACACCCCACACAGAGACCAAUGGCCAGAGGAGCAGCAACUCUCUAAAGAAACCUUUGGAGAAAGGAACCAAAGCUAGCUCUGUGAAGAAGGAUGCACCUGUACACAAAGAUGAAGUCCAGCUAAUGCCUGUGCAGGAAAAGCUGAAGGGCCGUGUGUCUUGGGCUGUCUAUGGUGCUUAUAUGCAGGCUGCAGGAGGUCCAUUGGUAUGCUUCAUCAUUCUUCUCCUAUUUGUGCUCAAUGUUGGCAGUACCACUUUCAGCAAUUGGUGGCUGAGCUAUUGGAUCAAGCAGGGAAGUGGGAACCUGACUGCUAUAUUAGCCAAUAUAUCAUCAGUCAGUGACAGCAUGAAGGACAAUCCACGUAUGCACUAUUAUGCUGGCAUCUAUGCCUUGUCCAUGGUGGUCAUGCUGCUGCUAAAGGUGCUGCGUGGUAUCGCAUUUGUCAAGGGAACUCUGCGGGCUUCCUCAAGGCUACAUGACCAACUCUUCAGGAAAAUCUUGCGCAGUCCAAUGAAAUUUUUUGACACCACACCAACAGGCCGUAUCUUGAACCGCUUUUCCAAAGAUAUGGAUGAAGUGGAUACUCGUCUACCUUUCCAGGCAGAAAUGUUUAUUCAGAAUGUUAUCUUGGUUUUCUUCUGUUUGGGAGUCAUUGGUUAUGUCUUCCCAUGGUUCCUAGUUGCAGUGGGUCCUCUUCUAAUCUUCUUCACCAUCCUGCACAUGAUAUCAAGGGUCUUCAUCCGGGAGUUAAAGCGAAUGGACAACAUGACACAGUCCCCUUUCCUGUCACACAUUACCUCCAGCAUUCAAGGCCUAACUACUGUGCAGGCCUACAGUAAAGGAGACGACUUCUUGCACAGAUACCAGGAGCUAUUGGAUGAGAACCAGGCAUCCCUGUACCUGUUUAGCUGUGCCAUGCGUUGGCUGGCAGUGCGACUAGACAUUAUCAGUGUGGCUCUGAUCAGCAUCACAGGCCUGAUGAUGGUUCUCAUGCAUGGCACAAUCUCCCCAGCAUAUGCUGGUCUUGCUAUUUCCUAUGCUGUACAGCUCACAGGCCUGUUCCAGUUCACUGUUCGUCUAGCCACAGAGACAGAGGCCCGUUUUACAUCAGUAGAGAGAAUUGACCAGUACAUUAAGUCUUUAGCUCUGGAAGCCCCAGCACGUAUUAAGAAUAAGACUCCCCCUUCAGACUGGCCACAAGAUGGGGAGAUAUGCUUUGACAAUGUGGAAAUGAGAUACAGAGAAAACAUGCCAUUGGUCCUCAAGAAGAUCUCCUUCGGUGUUCGGCCAAAGGAAAAAGUUGGGAUCGUUGGUCGCACUGGAUCAGGAAAAUCUUCUCUUGGUGUGGUGCUCUUUCGCCUUGUGGAGCCUUGUGGUGGUUCUAUUAGGAUUGAUGGUGUGAAUAUCCGUGAGAUUGGCCUAGCAGAUCUGCGCAGCAAACUUUCAAUCAUCCCUCAGGAGCCGGUGUUAUUCAGUGGCACAGUAAGAUCAAACCUGGAUCCGUUCAGCCAGUAUAAAGAAGAACUCAUUUGGGAUGCUUUGGAGCGAACCCAUAUGAAGGAGUGUAUUGCUCAACUGCCCUUAAAGCUAGAGUCAGAGGUCAUUGAAAAUGGAGAGAACUUCUCGGUUGGAGAGCGUCAGCUUCUAUGUAUGGCACGUGCCUUGCUACGUCGCUGUAAGAUCUUAAUUUUAGAUGAAGCCACUGCAGCUAUGGAUACAGAGACCGAUCUUUUGAUUCAAGAGACUAUUCGUGAAGCAUUCAGAGAUUGCACCAUGCUAACCAUUGCGCACCGUUUGCACACAGUUCUUAGUUGUGAUCGCAUAAUGGUGCUGAAUCAGGGCCAGGUGCUUGAAUUUGAUGAACCAUCAAAGCUUCUUGCCAACGAAAACUCUCGGUUUGGGGCUAUGUUGGCAGCCUUGGAAAAUAAGAUAACAGUACGUGGGUGAAGGGGAAUGUCACUCCGCCCCCACCCCCCAAUCCCAGUCAAAAGAGGAACCUAAUGAGAGGAGCAGGACUGGCCGAAGAGCCUUGUGCCUUGUCAUGCUGCCCCUUGUUGGCGGUGCCAAGUGGAGGAAAGCCCAGAAUUGGAACUUCUGGAUCUUUUCUAGCAGUCUCCCUGGGCUGAGAAUAAUGGAUUGUGGUGUCCUAAGUUUCUACUGCUGUUUUAGCUGCUCCUCUUUUCCAGUGGAGCUUCCUGGAUGGCUGUCCUGGUAUCUUGGACACUCCGUGUUGCACAUGGUGUCACGUUUUGUAGCAUGACUGCGUACUUGCCUUCUGGAGAGGUGAAAAUCUAGUAAACUGAAAUAAAUUGGUUUUGCUA
Messenger RNA from Erpetoichthys calabaricus (reedfish), 5908 nucleotides. It is a transcript of the gene abcc5, whose product is annotated as ATP-binding cassette, sub-family C (CFTR/MRP), member 5. Gene Ontology annotation, molecular function: ATP binding; ABC-type transporter activity; ATP hydrolysis activity. Gene Ontology annotation, cellular component: membrane. The transcript has 26 exons. NCBI's taxonomy places the organism in Eukaryota, Metazoa, Chordata, Cladistia, Polypteriformes, Polypteridae. The record is from RefSeq and is a predicted model, not a curated record. Bases 1896 to 5534 code for a protein of 1212 amino acids. Gene Ontology annotation, biological process: transmembrane transport.